Molecule: messenger RNA, 1498 nt
Organism: Papilio xuthus (Asian swallowtail)
Lineage: Eukaryota; Metazoa; Arthropoda; Insecta; Lepidoptera; Papilionidae
Exons: 7
Coding region: 394-1233 (279 amino acids)
Source: RefSeq, a predicted model, not a curated record
UAACUCGGCGCGUGCGCACGCCUAAACGGCUGUCGUUCCGUUUUACGAGAUAUCGAAAUUUUAAACUGUAUAUUAACGAAAAUCGAACUUAUUCAAGUGUAAACAGUGAAUGUGUACGUAUUGAAUAUUGUUAUUGUUUGUUUUUUUUUUAUAAUAAUUGUGCAAAAUAGAUCGUUGUGUUGAUUUACAACAGCUGUCAAAAUACUUCAUGGACUGUAAGAUAAACACUGCAGAAUAGAUCGCAGUUCAGUUCAACAACUUAGAGACGACCUACAUACAUUGGAAAUUUGAUUCGAUGCUGACACAGAUAACAUGAUCAAGAAAAUAUGAAAAUAUAAAAAAUGAAACGUUAAUUGAUAAUUAUCGUGAACAUGGUUUAGUGGUAAAUUCAAAAUGGCGCAUAAAGUGAAGAACAACCAUUACGUGGCUACGCACAGGUCAGAAAUGGACUCGCCAUCAUCUGGCGGAUACCUACAUAGAGGUUCGUCGAGAGAUGAAAACGACAGCCACCGGGCACCCUCCGAGAGGACAUUAUCUGAAUAUACGACGAUAGACGAGCGGACGCGGUCUCCCUCUGGCGGUGGUUCGGGAGAACAUCGCAAUGGCAGACGGCACCAGACUGGCGGUUCGCCGCGUGCUGACUCCGAUGUGUACGUCACUAGCGCCGCCUAUCGCCCACCUUCUGAAAUUAGUCGUCAGUCGCGAGCACCUCGCAGCGUGUACUCCUACAGAAGCGCGGUGGCGCCCUCUGUCGCAUCUACACAUCGCUCCAAGGUCUCCAGAAAGGCGGGGGUGAAAGUGGAGACGAUGGCAGCACCGAAUCCGUUCUGUCCGAACGUGAAAGGAAUGUGCUGUCUGAUGCUACUGCUCAAUUUGGGGCUCAUCCUUGUCACCCUGGGCUUCGUCAUCGUGCUGCAGUUCUUUGAGCCGCUCUUUGUAUGGAUUCUUGGCAUAGUAUUUUUGAUAUUUGGUUUCAUCACUCUCGUCGGCAGCCUCAUAUACUGCGUUGUGCUCUGCAGAGAAAACCCAUAUCCGAGGUACCCAGACGAUUUUUACUGGACUCACCACUGGUCCAAGACUAUUGGACCUUCAGAAAUACACUACAGCGCGAGUGAAAAGCCCUACAGACAGAACGGACACAGCGAUAGAUAUAAUAAAUAUAAUGGAAAAUAUUCUGAUAGAGAAAGUGCUAAAGGUUAUUCUGACAGAGAAAGCAAGUUAAGUAGGUACUGAAUGCAACUUAGGUUAUAAAUAUUGAGGUACUGUGCCGCAUUUAAAUCGUAAUGUUGUCACAAAUACCAUUCAAAUAUGAAUGUACUGAAAGAAGUUUUUAGGUUAGAAUUCUUAAAUGCAUUUUUUGUUUGGGAAAUCUUUUCUAUUGAAUUGAACGCCAUCUUUCUUUUUUAAUAUCAAACAGAGAAUAGAGAAGGUUAACUAUUUUAAUCACGUAGUUCUAAAGAUAAAUUCAUUAUUAACGGUUUUAACAAUGAUUUAAUUC